Messenger RNA from Danio aesculapii, 986 nucleotides. RefSeq lists its product as uncharacterized. The record is from RefSeq and is a predicted model, not a curated record. Lineage: Eukaryota; Metazoa; Chordata; Actinopteri; Cypriniformes; Danionidae. The transcript has 4 exons. Bases 143 to 772 code for a protein of 209 amino acids.
GCGUCAAAACCUGGUCAUAACAUGCUGCAGCAAUCACGGAAACAACACUGAUAAUCAGAUUGCUUCGGUUGAACGUGAAUAGAAAGAAUAAUUUCCUCAAGUGAAACAUAAAGCGGAUAUACAAAAAGAAACUCCUUAAGGUAUGGAAACAUUCAAGGCCUGUAUCAUGGAUUGUAACGGAGAAACCAUCAUGGAUCGUAAAGAAGAGACUAUGGCUAGAGCAGAACUACUAAAAUAUGCCUGUGAUCUCACUCUUGAUCCAAACACGGCACAUGAAAUGCUCUCGGUGGCAAACAGCAACAAAACGUUGGUGCGUAACUCAGAGCCGAUGAUUUAUCCUGAUCACCCAAACAGAUUUACCGGCCUCCCGCAGAUUCUGUGUAAAGAGCGUCUAUCUGGACGCUGCUACUGGGAGGCAGAGUGGAAAGGACUUGGUGACAUGGUGGUGUCCUAUGGAGGAAUCGGCCGGAAAGGAGAAAGUCUUGAUUGCAGAUUCGGAGCCAAUGACAAAUCCUGGAUUAUGAGCUGCUUUAUUGGAGAGAAACUGAUUGCAUGGCAUGAUAACAUGGGAGUAUAUAUUACUCUUCCAACAACUCCCUAUAACAGAAUAGCAAUGUAUCUGGAUGAGCCGGCCGGCAUUUUGUCUUUCUUCAGCGUCCCUGAUGAAAACACACUCAAUCACUUGUACACAUUCAACACCAAAUUUACUGAACCUCUCUAUGCAGGAUUUGUGCUUUAUACAGAGUCAGUGACUUUGUGUGAUCUUAAAUAAUUUGUGGACACAAAAUAUCCAGUGGCAAGUAUUUGGACUGUUGACACCCAGUCCAAAAACUUAGCUGCUCUUGUUAAUGUUUACACUGUAUAACAAUGUCAGUGUCAUUUAGACUGAAUUGCUCUGCAACUUUGGAUAUUAAAGGCUGUCCUUGUUAAAAUACUAUCAUUUAAGUAAUAACUUGCGUAAAUAAAAACUAUAUGGUAUUGCAAAA